Molecule: messenger RNA, 2764 nt
Organism: Phyllopteryx taeniolatus (common seadragon)
Lineage: Eukaryota; Metazoa; Chordata; Actinopteri; Syngnathiformes; Syngnathidae
Product: autophagy-related protein 16-1-like
Exons: 19
Coding region: 326-2233 (635 amino acids)
Biological process (GO): autophagosome assembly; negative stranded viral RNA replication
Cellular component (GO): autophagosome membrane
Molecular function (GO): protein binding
Source: RefSeq, a predicted model, not a curated record
UCGGAAUAGAAACAAAACGGAUCAAGUUUGGACGCGGUUUCCAGCUGCCGCCGUUCUCCGAGACGGACGGACGGACGGCCCAGGGGAAUUCUCUGUUCCCGUUCGGCCGCGAUGAAAACAACAUGGGGCAACUUUGUCAGGGCAGGGCGUGGAACGGAUGAACGGACGCAGCGGGACUGUUGCGCUCGUCUCGGAAGACCUUUCGCCUCUCAUCGCUUCCAACGACGAGGCCGAGCGAGGACCGCGAUUCGUCGUCCGCACCGGAAACGAGCACAACGCUCCGGUUGGCGCCCUGGGAAGGAAAUGACAACAUCCACAGGCGGCCAUGGCGCAUCGACGGGGGGGCGCCUGCGUGUGGAAGAGACACAUCUGCGAGCAGCUGAAGCUCCGAGACCGCCUGCAGCGGCACGCCUUCGAGGAGAUCGUCCAGCGGUACAAUCGUCUGCUGGAGAAGUCGGACCUGCGGGCCGUUCUGUCGGAGCGCUACCAGGCGGACAAGUACGAAGUCGCGCGAGGACACGAAGCCACGGCGGCGGCGGACGGCGGACGCGGCGACGCGCCGGCGCUGCAGCAGGAGAUGGCCGACAUGAGGAUCCGCCACCAGGAGGAGCUGACGGAGCUGCACAAGAAACGAGGAGAGCUGGCCCAGACUGUGAUCGAGCUCAACAACCUGAUCCAGCAGAAGGACAAGGAGAUUCAGAGCAACGAGGCCAAGCUGCUGGAGUACCAGCAGCAGAUGGCCGACCUGGAGGGAGACUGUCGAGAUCUCAACAACUGCCUGCAGGACUUGGAGCGAGCCAACCAGACUCUGAAGGACGAGUAUGACGCCCUGCAGAUUACCUUCAGCGCCCUGGAGGAGAAACUGAGGAAGACCACGGAGGACAACCAGGAGCUGGUCUCGCGUUGGAUGGCCGAGAAGGCUCAGGAAGCCAACCGGCUCAACGCCGAGAACGAGAAGGACAGCAGACGCAGACAGGCUAAACUGCAGAAGGAGCUGGCGGACGCCGCCAAAGAACCGCUUCCCGUCGACCCGGACGACGACAUCGAAGUUCUGGCCGAGGAUUCCGGGAAGGGAGGCGGCGAGACGGCGAGCGAGCGUGCGCUCGGCAGAACGGCCAGUAAGAAAAUCUCCCAGCCGCCCCCUGGUGGUCUGCUGGACUCCAUCUCCAACAUCUUCGGACGGCGAGGCGCCAACUCCUUCGGGACUUCUCCGGAAAACAGCCAGGCUCCGUCGGGGGCCUGCGUGGAGGUUCGGGUCCCGUCCACAGCGCUGCACGUUUUUGAAGCGCACGACGGCGAGGUGAACGCGGUGCGGUUCGGCCCCGGCUCGCGUCUCUUGGCCACGGGAGGGAUGGACCGCAGGGUGAAGCUAUGGGAGCUGGUCUCAGGUCGCUGUGAGCCGAAAGGAGCUUUGACCGGCAGCAACGCCGGCAUCACCAGCAUCGAGUUCGACAGCGCUGGUUCGUACCUGUUGGCCGCCUCCAACGACUUUGCCAGCCGCAUCUGGACUUUGGACGACUACAGACUGAGGCACACGCUGACCGGACACAGCGGGAAGGUCCUGUCGGCGCGCUUCCUGCUGGACAACGCUCGCAUCGUCUCGGGAAGCUACGACCGAACCCUCAAACUGUGGGACCUCCGCAGCAAAGUCUGUACGUCGCCGCCCGGCUGGAGGCCCCGCCUCCCCGCGGAACUCCCACGCACCGCCGACCGCGCCUUUUUCUUUCCGGCAGGCAUGAAGACGGUGUUCACGGGCUCCAGCUGCAACGACAUCGUGUGCACCGAGCAGUGCGUGAUGAGCGGACACUUCGACAAGAAAGUCCGCUUCUGGGACAUCAGGGCUGAGAGCAACGUGCGGGAGCUGGAGCUUUUGGGCCGGGUGACGUCUUUGGACCUAAACCACGACCGCACCGAGCUGCUCGCCUGCUCCAGAGACGACCUGCUCAAGAUCGUCGACCUGCGCGCAAACGCUGUCAGACAGACCCUCAGCGCUCAAGGCUUCAAGUGCGGCGCCGACUGGACCCGAGUGACCUUCAGUCCCGAUGGAAACUAUGUGGCCGGCGGCUCGGCUGACGGAACGCUGUACAUCUGGAACGUUCUGACGGGGAAGGUGGACAAAACGCUGGACCGGAAUCACAACUCGGCCAUCAACGCCGUGUCGUGGUCGCCGUCGGGCGCGUACGUGAGCAGCGUGGAGAAGGGCAGCAAGGCCAUCCUGUGGUCCGACAUGUGACGGGAGGACCGGACCGGACCGGACGCUGCGCCAUGUCUCGCCUUCACAUGGGUGCCACCACGCACUUUUUUUUUUUUUAUAAAGAACUGCCGGCAGCAUGCCCGAAUCCGACGGGCUCGGCCGUGACCUCGGUGUACAGAACGGAACACUCUUUGUUUUUCCUGCGACUUGCCGUCAAUGUUCACUUGUCGACACGCUCUUGACUUUGUACACACGCAAAGCCAAUAAAGACGUCCAAUCUCGGCUCCGCUCGCUUCCUCGGCUUCAGCGAGAAGGAAGAAAGUGCAAGUGUGGAGAUGUGUGUGCGGGUUUCAUAAGCAGCUUAAUGCGUUUGUAUAAAUCCAGCUGGCUCGGGCGGAUCAUCAGUCUUCAUCAGUCGUCUUCAUCAUCAUCAUCGUCAUCAUCAGGUGUGUCAUUCAGCUCCGUUGUAAUUCCGUCACUCUUUUGUUUGGAUUUUAUUUAAUGAAAUGGAUUUUUUGUUGUGCGGAUGUUUUUUCGUGCGUUCAUAAUAAAAGUCAUCCCUGCGUGAGA